Lottia gigantea (owl limpet) is the source of this 474-nucleotide messenger RNA. RefSeq lists its product as hypothetical. The transcript is spliced from 2 exons. NCBI's taxonomy places the organism in Eukaryota, Metazoa, Mollusca, Gastropoda, Lottiidae. The record is from RefSeq and is a predicted model, not a curated record. The annotation marks the transcript as partial.
AAUCAGUGUUUACAUCAAGUAUCAGAUUAUAGACCCCAUGUAUGUUAUAAUUGGUGUCUACAUCAAGUAUCAGAUUAUAGACCCCAGGUAUGUUAUAAUCAGUGUUUACAUCAAGCAUCAGAUUAUAGACCCCAGGUAAAUUAUAAUCAGUGUUUACAUCAAGCAUCAGAUUAUAGACCCCAGGUAUAUUAUAAUCAGUGUUUACAUCAAGCAUCAGAUUAUAGAUCCCAGGUAUAUUAUAAUCAGUGUUUACAUCAAGCAUCAGAUUAUAGACCCCGGGUAUGUUAUAAUCAGUGUUUACAUCAAGUAUCAGAUUAUAGACCCCAGGUAUGUUAUAAUCAGUGUCUACAUCAAGUAUCAGAUUAUAGACCCCAGGUAUGUUAUAAUCAGUGUUUACAUCAAGUAUCAGAUUAUAGACCCCAGGUAUGUUAUAAUCGGUGUCUACAUCAGGUAUCAGAUUAUAGACCCAAGUGA